AUGAAUUCCCACCUCCAGAGUAAUGCAGGCCUGGCAGAGUAUGCCCACAACUCCAGUGCUGGGGAUGCAGAGACCAGAGGAUCCCUGGAGUUUACUGGUCUGCUGUUGAGUCUGCGAGUUCCAUGUUCACCAGGUGGUCUUGACAGUAAGUAUCAUGUGUUCAUAUCUCAAUUUACCUGCAGGAACACCAGUGGAACAUUCUCAAGCAUGGGUCCAUCCACCCCAACCUGGAGCACUGACAACACAACAAUGAAUGAAAGUUUCUACAUAAUAAUGAGUUCAAGUUACUACACUGAAAGCUUACUCUGUGUCACCAUGAAAAAAAUUUUGAGUAUUCUUACUGUCAUCAUUGCCGUGUUUGGACUGGCAGGAAAUGCCAUAGUGCUGUGGCUUCUGGGCUUCCACAUGCACAGGAAUGCCUUCUCUGUCUAUGUCCUCAACCUGGCUGGGGCUGACUUCCUCUUCCUCUGCUUUCAGACUGUGUACUCCCUCGAGCGUAUACUUAUUUCAUUCCAUAACAGCUACUUGGAUAUUCACUUCUCUCUCUUCAAUGUAUUAAUCUUUACUUACCUUGCAGGUAUGUGUAUGAUUGCAGCCAUCAGUGCUGAUCGCUGUCUGUCCAUUUUGUGGCCCAUCUGGUAUCACUGCCAACGACCAAGAUACAUGUCAUCUGUCCUGUGUGCACUGCUCUGGGCCUUCUCUCUACUGCUAAGCCUCCUUUUAGGGGAUGGUUGUGGCUUACUAUUUAGUUAUUAUGACCAUUCUCUCUGUAGGACUUACAAUUUUAUCACUGCUACAUUUGUAAUAGUAUUAUCAAUGGUUCUUUGUGGAUCCAGCCUGGCUCUAUUGGUCAGAAUCUUCUGUGGCUCACAGAGGAUUCCUGUGACCAGGUUGUAUAUGACCAUUGCACUCACAGUGCUGGUCUUCUUACUCUUUGGUCUGCCCUUUGGUAUCUAUUGGUUCCUCUUAGAUUGGAUUGUAGAGUUGUAUAGAGUUUUCCCUUGUAAUGUUUAUGCAAUUAUAACUUUCCUGUCCUGUGUUAACAGCUGUGCCAACCCCAUCAUUUACUUCCUUGUUGGCUCCAUUAGGCAUCGCAGGUUCCAGAGGCAGACUCUGAAGAUUCUUCUGCAGAGAGCCAUGCAAGACACUCCUGAGGAGGAAGGUGGAGAGAGGGGUUCUUCAGGAAAUCCUGGAGAGAAGUAA
Peromyscus californicus insignis is the source of this 1203-nucleotide messenger RNA. RefSeq names its product mas-related G-protein coupled receptor member B4-like. Gene Ontology annotation, molecular function: G protein-coupled receptor activity. Gene Ontology annotation, biological process: G protein-coupled receptor signaling pathway. NCBI's taxonomy places the organism in Eukaryota, Metazoa, Chordata, Mammalia, Rodentia, Cricetidae. The record is from RefSeq and is a predicted model, not a curated record. Gene Ontology annotation, cellular component: membrane.